CCUUCAAGUCCUGUUUAGUCUGUGUGGCAUCAUACUUUGAGAAACACCUUCAGGAUCAUUAUAAUCCGGCUCCAUUGAAGAAACACAAGCUUGUCGAGCCCUGCAAGAAGCUCCAGGAAAACAUCUGCUCUAGUCAAGUUUGAGCCGAUGAAGAUUUUCUGUCGUACUGAUCAGCAGCAUAUCUGCAGUCACUGCAAACUGAUUGGCCAUAAAUACCACAAAACAGUCCCAGUUGAAGCAGAAAGGACCAAGAAGCAGAAGGAGCUGGAAAUGAGUCGACAAAAACUCAAGCAGAGACUCCGUGACCGAGAGAAAGACGUGACGAUUCUUCAACAGGAGGUGGAGUCCAUCAAUCAGUCUGCUGAUAAAGCAGUGGAAGAAAAUGAAAAGAUCUUUGCUGAGCUCAUCUGUCUCAUGCAGAAUAGAAGCUCAGAUCUGAAGCAGCAGAUCAGAUCCCAGCAGGAAACUGAAGUGGGUCGAGUCAAAGAGCUUCAGGAGAAGGUGGAGCAGGAGAUCACUGAGCUGAGAAGAAAUGACGCCAAGCUGGAGCAGCUGUCAUGCACAGAGGAUCACAACCAAUUUCUACACAGCUACUCCUUACUGUCAGCACUUAAUGAGUCUACAGACUCAUCCAGCAUCGAGAUCCGUCCUCUGAGGUACUUUGAGGAUUUGACAGCAGCUGUGAAAGAGGUCAGUGAUAAACUGCAGGAUGUUCUGAAAGAGAAAUGGACAAACAUCUCACUGACAGUCACUGAGGUGGAUGUUUUGCUGUCAGAACCAGUGCCAAAGACCAGAGUUGGAUUCCUAAGAUAUUCACGUGAAAUCAGAAUGGAUCUGAACACAGCUAACACAUCAGUGUUAUUAUGUGAGGGGGGUAGAAAAACCACAGCUGUGAAAGAACAGCAGUCAUAUUCUAGUCAUCCAGACAGAUUCACUGGAUGGUGUCAAGUCAUGAGUAGAGAGAGUCUGACUGGACGUUGUUACUGGGAGGUGGAGUGGAGUGGGAAACAGGUUUAUAUAGCAGUCGCAUACAAGAGUACCAGCAGAUCAUUGCUCUCAGAUGAAUGCGGAUUAGGAUUCAAUAGGACAUCGUGGGCAUUAUGUUGUGACCGAAAUGGUUUUAAAUUUGUGCACAACAAUUCUCACAAGGCUGUCUCAGGUCCUCAGUUUGGGAGAGUAGGAGUGUACCUGGAUCACAGUGCCGGUAUUCUGUGUUUUUAUUGGUCUCUGAAACCAUGACUCUCCU
Messenger RNA from Maylandia zebra (zebra mbuna), 1246 nucleotides. The record is from RefSeq and is a predicted model, not a curated record. Lineage: Eukaryota; Metazoa; Chordata; Actinopteri; Cichliformes; Cichlidae.